ACGCGAAUGCCAUCCACACUGAUUAGCACGAACCUCCCAGAGUUGAAUCGAAGUCAGACCAGCAGAGCAACAUUAGGGAUCCGACAUCGAACAUUCUCGACACGAGCAGAUGCUUCCUGCUUUGUUGACUUCGUUCUCACACAGACAGUGCAACUAAUCUUUGCGUCGCAGUAACUGAGCUUGCUGUAAAUACUUCGCCAGGAGCCCAGCUGUCGUGUUCUUCCCUGACUACCCAUGGCACUUUCUUCACCUAAACCCGCGGCUCCGUUCAUAUCCACCACCCUUUCAUCUUCGUCCCUCGACGAACGGAAUUGGAAUGCAUCGGCAGCCAUUACCGAUUUUUUCCGUUCCCCAAGCCACAGCAGUAAUACUUCUUCUCGGGAUUUACCGAGAAAUCCGGCGCCGCGACCGCCGCUAGCUAAGGCCGUUACUCCGGGAUCUCGUCCGACGCAGUCUUUCAACGGCCGCUCUCGCGGCCUAUUCCAGGUCCGCACGCUCGAUUCGGAGCGGGGCCCGCGGGAAUGGGAGGGAGAUGCGGAAGAGCGCAGCGGGGGCGGCGCGGAAGAGCGGGGCGGGAAUGGGGCGGAGAGGAGUGGGGCGGAGCGGAGUGGGGCGGAGCGGAGUCGACGGGAGAUAGGGCGGAGCGAGAGUGCCGUGGACCGCUCCAGCGCGAGCGAGUUUUCGUUCUCAACUUUCUCAACCAGCAGUUCGUUUCGCGAAGGGGUUUCGUUAAGUACCGACGGGGUAACUGUUACAUCGCCGACGCCGCAGCCGGAGUCCCGUCGCAGCCGAACGCUGCCGUGCGAGGGUCGGGCCCGGGCCCUGCACAGCGCGCCGAUGGCUCCUCGCGACGACAUUUUCGCACACAGUAACGACGACAGCAACGGAGACGACGCGGCUAGCGAAGGUGCCGGCGCUGGCGACGAGGACGAAGAUUGGCCGGCGACGGCGACGGCGACUGGUGCGCGCGGCGAGUGCGGGUCGUCUUCAAGGAGAGAGCAUCGCCGCACCGCAUCCCCGCAACGCUCUUGGUCGAGCGUUCUGCGCUCCGCGUCACCGUCAAUAGUUGCGCAUCACGUUUUGCGGCGGUCGAACUCCUCUUCCGAGUCUCGAUCCGCGGCGACACCCAGGGCGCCAUCUGCGGCGAGAUCCACGGCUCGGACCGGGCGGGAGGAAAGCCGCAGAAGCAGCAGCGCCGUUGGAUCGACGAGCCGCUCAUCUCGGGCGAGAAGCGCGUCGCCGUGCCGCCGUCGAGUGCCGUUUGCCGGCCCGGUCGGAAUCGUUCUCUCGAUGAUUAAAGCCUCGGCCUCCUCCGCGGCUCCUCCGCCGCGACACGCGGAGGACGACGACGGCGAGCCGCUCUCCCCCACCGGCCAGGUCGCGUGCUCGCUCUCCGUAUUCGCGUCGCGCUUGCCUCCGCUCAAAACAACCUUCGCGCACCGCCAUACUACCAGCCAGGAGAACCUCGCGUCGCUCAGUAGCGCGUACAGCGCGUCAUUCUCGCGCACGCCUACGUCUAGCACCACCCCUUCCUGCAUCCCGCCGCUUUUCUCCCCCCUCUCCGCUUCUCUCGCCGCCUCUUCCCGUCGCGUUUCGCUUUUCCCUUCCCCCUCCCCUUCCCCCUCCCCCUCCGCGUCCCCCUCCGCCUCCCCGUCGGCUUCCCCUUUGCCCCUCUCCUCCCCGCUCUCCAAGACCACGCCGAACCUGCGCGCUUUUCCCGGUGCUAGCAACGUCAGCCGCAGCGCGACUAAUACCACCACCACCAGCAGUAGCGGCGGCGGCAGCCGCAAUGUUAGCGCGGAGAUUAACGUCACCAGCGGGAGCAGCAGCAGCAGCGGCGGCGGCUCUAGCGGCGUGAUCCGCGUCGGGAAUCGCGGCGCCGAGUCGCGCAAGGACGCAGCCGCGGGUCCAGCGGCGGGGAACCAGAAAGGGCUGCAGAUCCGUUCGCAGUCUUUCAACGGUAAUGUUGAUGCGCCCGUAUCGCCUCUCGCCGCGUCGCCGCUACCCGUGUCGCCGCUCUCCGCGCGGUUCGAGCCGUCGCAUCGCAACGAGUUCUCGCGCCGCGACGACUCCCUGGGAAGCGUAACUGGCAUCCGCGCUCACGCGUACAACUCUACAUCUGCGGAACUCGACGCGCUUCGGCAACGCUCCCACACCUUCACGUCAGCUCACCCCCCGCUCUCCUCCUCCGGACCGCGCUCCGCGUCGCUCGAGCGCAGCCCCGAGAGUUACGGCGUGAAAACCGCCGUAAGCAACGCCGACAUGUACGCUUUCUGCCCGCUCGCCGUCGCCAGCAGCACCCCCGGCCGCCGUCCCCCCCGCCGGGGGACUGGCGGGGGAAGCGGAAGCUUCUCUGGCCGCUACGCGCGCUCCCCCUCCCCGCAGCGCGCCGCUGCCCCGGCUCCCUUGGUCGAGCCGCUUCGGCUCGGCCCGCUAGUCUCGGCGAUCGGAGAAGGAGACGUCGCCGCGAUUCGAGACGCGGUGAAGGCAGUUCGGGCGGCGAUUAAGGCGACCCCGGAAAAUAAGAAGCGAUUCAUUCAAGCUGGCGCGGUCCAGUUCUUAGUUAAUCUCGUCGCCGAGUCGCCUGACGCCGAAACAGUCGAGCACGCGGUGACGGUGCUUUAUAACGUGUGUCGGGAGGAGGGCGGACGCGACGCGAUAGUUAGCGGCGCGGAGGGCGGGCUGGAGGCGCUGGUUAAGGCGCUUCGGGCGGAGAAAGCGGCUGCGCGGGAAAAUGCGGCGGCUGCGCUGUUCUGCCUUGCGUGGGGCAUCCAGGCCGCGAGUGGCGGCGCAAUUGGCGGCGGGAAAGGCGGACGGGGGUCAAGAGGGCCAUCUCCGUCGCGGCCGACGAGGGGCCGAUCCACGUCAACCGGCGCUCCGUCCCCGUCAUCCGGCGUUUUGUCUACGUCACCACCUCUGUCAGCCAGGUCAUCAACCUACACGUCAUCCCUCCCCCCCUCGCCAGCUUUGAAGUCCCCCACGGCUUCUACCGCGCUGCUGCGCUCCCCCCAGGAUUCAAGGGAAUUCUCAGGUGUUUUUUCAGGUGUCGACAGCAGUCCCAGCCAGUCUGAGAGCCCAGCGGCAGCAGCAGCAAGGGGUACCGACGGUGUAGCCGCAGUAGGGGAAACAGCUGCAGGGCCGACAGGUGCUACAGAUGCUGCAGGCGCUACAGGCGCUACAGCAGGAGAGGCGGCAGCGGCUACAGCAGGAGAGGCGGCGCAGAGUAAUGCGCCUGCCAGGUCGGAGUCCCCGUCGCAAUCCGCCACCCCUUCCGCCGAUGCCGCGGCGCAAAAGGCCCGGGAGCAGACAGCUGAAAUCAAGCUACGAAUCGCCAAGGCCGGGGCUAUCCCUGCCCUUGUUGAAAUUUUCCUCUUGGGCAGCACCCGCGGGAAAAUUGACGCGGUGCUGGCGGUUCUCGCUUUGCUAAGUGGCGGCGACCACCACCGGGAUUUCUUGCAGGAGUUUUUAAACACUGGCGGGCUAAACAUUCUGCUCAAUAUGGUCCAGGAAGCAAAUGAGGAUCUUGAGAAUCGAGCCAUGGCGUUGGUUUCGUUCAUCGCGUGCUCGUCCGCAGGGCGGCGCGCGAUCAAAGAAGCGAAAUCCGCGAACGGAAACGGAGGGUUGGAGGUAAUUGCCGACGUGUUGGAUUUGACUUCGUCGCAGAAAGCAAGGCAGGAAGCGGUGAGCGCGCUGCUGCUAUUGGCUAGGCAUGACGAGGAGGCGAGGAAGGUGAUUGGCCGCGAAGGGGUUGUACCGGCGCUGCACCGGGUUUCCCGCGAGGCGACAGGUUCGGCAGGGGAUAAGGCGAAAGAAUUGCUGGUGCUGCUGCGAGAGCAGUCGGCCACCGGGCAGCUGCAGGCAGCAGCUUGACGGCUAGGCGGCUAGGGUUUCGAAAAGGUUGUGCUAGUGCUGCAUCGGGUUGGGGGGGUGACAAGGCGAAGGAAUUGCUGGUGUUGCUGCGAGAACAGCCCGCUACGGGGCAGCUGCAGACGGCAGCUUGACGGCUGAGUCGGACUCGUAGGCCUGGUGGUUCAGGGGGGACGAGGCGAAGGAAUUGCUGGUGCUGCUGCAGGAACAGUCGGCCACAGGGCAGCUGCAGGCAGCAGCUUGACAGCAGGUGGCCGGGUGGCUCACGCCUCCCUUCUCUCGCACCUCCCCUCCCCAGCACCUCGCCCCCCCACACCCCCUCCCUCACCCCCCCUCCCACACCCCCUCCCUCACACCUCGCCCCCCCACACCCCCUUUCUCACCCUCCCUUGCACCUCCCUCCCUCACACCUCCCCUCCCUCACCUUCCCUCCCUCACACCUCCCCCUCCUCCACACCUCCCCUCCCUCACCUUCCCUCCCUCUCCCUCACAUCUCUCCUCCCUGUGCCCCUUUCCUUACCCCCCCACCCCCGUUUCCGGCUGUCCCUUGGGAUACAAACAGCGUUCCGUUAGAAGUUUUGAUUUGACCCCUCCACGUUUCCCUCCGACAUAGAGUGUAUAGUUUAUGCACUCCAGUUGUGCCUGGGUUUUGUUUUCUUGUUAGUGUGUUGGAUUGAUAUUUAUUUUUAUUAGAAAUUACCGGUACCA
This is a messenger RNA of Closterium sp. NIES-67, 4575 nucleotides long. The record is from the annotation of a GenBank genome assembly. NCBI's taxonomy places the organism in Eukaryota, Viridiplantae, Streptophyta, Zygnematophyceae, Desmidiales, Closteriaceae.